This is a messenger RNA of Symbiodinium pilosum, 459 nucleotides long. NCBI's taxonomy places the organism in Eukaryota, Dinophyceae, Suessiales, Symbiodiniaceae. The record is from the annotation of a GenBank genome assembly.
AUGGCUCCCAUGGCCUUCUCUGCCUCCUUUGCGUUUUUCAGCCUCAGCCUUGUCGUGAGGAAAGCUGCCGGCCAUGCGAUGCUAACAGUACCACACUCCAAGAACAAUGGCUAUCCAGGGAGCUAUGCUUUGACGAGGUCGGAGUACUACACCACAGCUUCAUGGUGGCUCGAUCGGGCAUUCUUCGAGGGCGACACCAAGAAGACUCCAUGGCUGAAACCUGGACACUUCUCCUGGAGAGAUGCGCGGGACUUAUAUCCGGACUUUCGGCAGGUCUUCCAUCCAUGCGGCUGCUACAAUCCGUGUCUGUGCGGGCUAUUGGAUCGGGCGGUUUGUUAUGUGGCCCUUAACUUCUUGGUUCUCAGCAGCGAAGGAGAGAAUAUAUUGUAUGGGGAUGGGAAGGAGAGAACAUAUUGUAUGGGGAUGUUACAGGGAUUAUAUUCCUUUAUUCCCUACUAA